AUGGCGUUGCCAACGCUGAGUGUCGUCGAUUAUAUUUUAUUGGUUCUAUUGUUAGUUGCUUCAGCUUGCAUUGGUGUCCUCUUCGGCUUUUUCAAAUCAAAGAAAAGCUCCGCCAAGGAAUAUCUUCUCGCUAAUGGCGGUAUGGGUGUAUUUCCGACCGCUUUGAGUAUUAUGGUUUCGUUCAUUUCUGCAAUCACUGUUCUCGGCACACCGGUCGAAAUUUACAUGUACGGAACCAUGUUCUGGUAUCAAGCUGCAUCAUGGUCAAUUGCAUCACUAGUAGCAGCAUUUGUGUUCAUGCCAAAGUUUCGCGAAAUGUAUUUCACUAGUGCGUACGAGUAUCUAGAAAAGCGCUUUGACAGAAAUGUUCGUCUGGCCACAUCAAUGGCAUUUUCUGUCUAUAUGAUCAUUUUCAUGGCUUUGGUACUUUAUGCGCCGGCGUUAGCAUUAAGUCAAACAACUGGAUUAAAUAUUUGGUUAUCAGUUGUUUCAAUUGGUGUCAUUUGCACUUUUUAUUCGUCUGUAGGUGGAAUGAAAGCAGUGAUUUGGACUGAUGUUCUUCAAGCAGCUAUUAUGUUCGUUGGUAUAUUGUCUGCUAUCAUUCAAGGUCUCAUUGAAGUCGGAGGUUUCAAGAAUGUCUUUGCAACAGCCUUACGUGGUAAUCGAUUUGAAUUUAACAAUGUGAGCUUUGAUCCUCGCACUCGUCAUACAAUUUGGACAUUCUUCCUUGGCAGUUCUCUCAAUACAUUGAGUAUCUAUGGUUUCAAUCAGACUCAAAUUCAACGGUAUAUGUGUGUUCGAACAACACGUGGAGCACAGCAAGCUUUGAUCAUCAAUGCCGUCGGCGUGGCGUGUAUCAUUCUCCUUGCAGGUUUCAUGGGAAUCAUUCUUUAUGCAUACUAUGUCGAUUGUGAUCCGUAUACGGCGAAAUUAGUUAGUGCAAGUGAUCAAAUAUUUCCAUACUUUGUCAUGGAAGUGUUGAGUAGUAAAAAAGGUCUGCCUGGUGUUUUUCUUGCCUGUGUCUUUUCUGGCUCAUUAUCAUCAAUAUCCUCCGGUUUGAAUAGUUUAGCGGCUGUUCUUAUCGAAGAUUUCUACAAGGGUUUACUAGGACGGCAACUCACAGAUGAACAUCAAGGAUUUGUAGCGAAGAUUUGUUCAGUAGUACUCGGUGCGAUUGUCAUACUUCUGACCUAUGUUGUCAGUUACUUAGGCUCAGUCAUCAAUGCGGCCCUGUCACUAUCCGGCAUUUUGUCUGCGCCAAUCAUGGGUGUAUUUCUGCUUGGUUUCUUUUUCCCACGUGCCAAUCGUCACGGAGCUUUGAUUGGUUUCUUCACCAGUUUAUCAUUUCUCCUGUGGAUAUUUAUCGGUACACAAUUAACCAAAAAUCAACGAACCAAUGUUCAACUUCCGCUAUCCGUAGAAGGUUGUAAACAUAUGAAUACUACACAACAAAUAUUACUCACAACUACAGCCGUUGUCAGAACAAAUCCAUUACUGAGUCUGUACUCAGUCAGUUACCUAUGGUACACACCGAUUGCUGCUAGUACAGUCAUACUUGUUGGUUUGAUUGUUUCGUAUCUGACAGGUCCAUUGAAACAAGAUGAAGUUGAUCCAAGACUAAUUAUACGCAUAAAAGAUGUAUUCCGCUGCAAAUACUCUCCUUCCAACAAGAGCUACGAUCUUCAACAGCGAGAUAAUGAAAACAAGAUUUCUAACUCGACAUCCGAACAAAUAAUGCGGACACCAUCUGAACCUGUCUUUCAACUACCAGUAUAA
Adineta ricciae is the source of this 1776-nucleotide messenger RNA. The record is from the annotation of a GenBank genome assembly. NCBI's taxonomy places the organism in Eukaryota, Metazoa, Rotifera, Eurotatoria, Adinetida, Adinetidae.